UCCGCCGACGACAUCGUCGACACGUCGCCGUUGCUCGCCAGUUCCGGCGGGUCGUCGGACGAGAGCAACUCCGGCCGCCGGUACCUGCGCCAGCAGAGCCUCCGCCAGGCCGCGCGGUUCCUCCGCCAGGCCAGCAGCCGGCGGCUGAUGCGCGAGCCGUCGAUGCUGGUGCGCGAGACCGCGGCGGAGCAGUUGGAGGAGCGCCAGAGCGAUUGGGCCUACUCCAAGCCCGUCGUCGUUUUGGACAUCAUCUGGAACUUCGCUUUCGUCGUCGUCGCCGCGACGGUUCUGGUUCUCAGCCGGUCAGAGUCGCCGGAGAUGCCGCUGAGGCUUUGGAUUGUGGGAUACGCUAUGCAAUGCUUGCUGCAUAUGGUUUGUGUAUGUGUCGAGUUCAAACGGCGACAGAAUCGGCGGUUUUUGGGGGUGAAUCCCGGUGACGGAGGGAUCGGGAGCGCCGGAAAUUCCAGCCCUAGGAGAGAGGACUCGUCACAGUACUCAUCACAGUACGUGUCUUUGGCUGAUCACUUGAAUGAGGAGAGCACCGGUGUUGCCAAGCAUCUAGAAUCUGCAAAUACAAUGUUUUCGUUCAUCUGGUGGAUCAUUGGAUUCUACUGGGUAUCAGCAGGCGGGCAAACUUUGGCACGCGCCUCCCCUCAGCUUUACUGGCUGUGCAUAAUUUUUCUGGGUUUUGAUGUGUUUUUUGUCGUCUUCUGUGUUGCACUGGCUUGCAUCAUCGGGAUCGCUGUGUGUUGCUGUCUUCCAUGUAUUAUUGCACUUCUAUACGCUGUGGCAGACCAGGAUGGCGCAUCUAAGGAAGAUAUUGAACAAUUAUCAAAAUUCAAAUUCCGACGAGUUAGUAAUGAGAAAAUUGCAGCCGGUGAACAAGGACCUCAUGGAGGAGUAAUGACUGAAUGUGGAACAGAUUCACCCAUUGAGCAUGUUCUUUCACCAGAAGACGCGGAGUGUUGCAUCUGCCUCUCUUCUUAUGAUGACGGUGCGGAGCUAAGGCAACUUCCUUGUGGUCACCAUUUUCACUGUUCCUGCAUUGAUAAGUGGCUUUUCAUUAAUGCUACUUGUCCUCUCUGCAAGUACAAUAUUUUGAAGAGUAGCAGCAAUGAGCAAGGCGAAGUUUAGAGGAUUACUCCUGGUACAGAAUUGUGCUCAGCAUGUUUGAGUGUAAUUAAGGCAAAGCUUGGCACACAACUCAAUGCAGGCUUUACGAGUGUGGGUGGAAAGUAAUCCGAUCCAAACUUGGUAUCCACAUACCAGAGUUUUAUUAUCAACGUUGCUUAUUGCCUGUAGAGUAGGUUUAGCAGUUGCCGUGGAUCUUGUUUUCGCGGUAGACAGUGGCACUUGGUAUUUAUCUUUGCUCUGGCAUUUUUCAAGUGCCUUUGUACAUGGGUCUUGCCAGGGCAUCUCCGCAGUAAUUAUAUAAAACACGUUAUAAAAACUAGUCUCUUUGUAGCGCUGCCUGCUCAGGAGCGUUGUGUUCAUUUGGUGCUAUAGAAAUUUGUCAAUAAAAGAUAAUAAGAUUGUUUGUUCGUG
This is a messenger RNA of Fragaria vesca subsp. vesca, 1545 nucleotides long. Its product is annotated as E3 ubiquitin-protein ligase At4g11680-like. Bases 148 to 1134 code for a protein of 328 amino acids. NCBI's taxonomy places the organism in Eukaryota, Viridiplantae, Streptophyta, Magnoliopsida, Rosales, Rosaceae. The transcript has 5 exons. The record is from RefSeq and is a predicted model, not a curated record.